Eucalyptus grandis is the source of this 1495-nucleotide messenger RNA. RefSeq names its product anthocyanin regulatory C1 protein. The transcript is spliced from 3 exons. Lineage: Eukaryota; Viridiplantae; Streptophyta; Magnoliopsida; Myrtales; Myrtaceae. The record is from RefSeq and is a predicted model, not a curated record. The coding region runs from base 358 to 1230 and encodes 290 amino acids.
UGUGGACGUCAAAGCGCCGGUGCAAGUUGCUCAUUUCUAAUUUAUCUUUUUGGAAAGUGAAGAAAAAAGACGAUAGUUUAACACGUCGAGUUGUCAGAUCUGAAUGGGGCUCUUGUCCUGCUUUUUUUUCUUUUUUUUUUUAUAAUUUUAUUCCAAUAUUAUUGAGUUGAGACCUCUGUGUGUGUGUGAGAGAGAGAGAAAGAGAGAGAGAGAGGCCUCUAUAAAGAACCCGGAUCUUCCGAUUUAAAUGGAAAAAAUAGUUUACUUUCUGUAGAAAAGUUGCCAGAAAUCAAAGACACGAGCGUUCACAAACUCUCACAAGAACACACAGAGAGGGAGAGAGAGAGAGUUGCAGCAAUGGGAAGGAGCCCAUGCUGCUCAAAAGACGAAGGGUUGAACAGAGGGGCUUGGACUGCUGAUGAAGACAAGAGACUCACGGACUACAUCAAAGUUCACGGCGAAGGGAAGUGGAGGAACAUUCCCAAAAGAGCUGGUCUCAAGAGAUGUGGGAAGAGUUGCAGGCUGAGGUGGUUGAAUUAUCUGAGGCCUGACAUCAAGAGAGGCAACAUCACCAGUGAUGAAGAAGACCUCAUCAUUAGGCUUCACAGACUCUUGGGCAACCGAUGGUCUCUCAUUGCGGGAAGACUUCCAGGGCGAACAGACAAUGAAAUAAAAAACUACUGGAACUCCACCUUGGCCAAGAGGGAACAAGGAGAGAAGAAGCCAAGCCUCUCCACAACUGAGAAGAUCAACCCGAUGGCCACCUCCUCAAUAAUGCAGGACGAGACUCAGAACCUGGUGCUAGUUGGAGACUCCACGCUCCACCACAUGGAACAGCCAUCGGGGACCAGUGAGGCGGCAAAGAGCGGGCAAUCGUCAGAGUACGAAUCAAGCGACGUCUCAUCGCCGGCUUCCAUGUCCAGGGAAGAGCCCAACUUGGAGCCGCUCAUGGUGGACUGCACUGUCGGGGAGUUGGACCUCGUGGAGAUUCUUGACGCUUCUGAUUUUAGGCUCAACGAGUCUGGAAAUACUUCUCAAGUGAUGAACACAGUUGAUAAUGAGGGUAUGAGCAAGAACGAAAAUGUCGGAGGUACUUCCUAUGGACAGGCACAUAACUGGUGGAGUGAAGGAUUGGAGAUGGAUAAUUGGGUCUCCGACCUCGCCGAGAUGACCUCGGGUUUGGGACCUUUCGCUUCGAUCCUAUACGGCACCGAAGAUUGGAUCCCGUAGAUUGAACGCUGCUUAUUUUGAGAAUAAUUUGAAGUUCCUGCAAAAGGGUUCUUCUGGAAGUGCGCACCGAUCCAAAGUAUAUGUGACCUUAACCGUCGAAAUAAUCUUUGAGCUAUUGUCAGUGUGGAGUGAUCACUUAGAUCAUGUGGAUGGCAACGUUCUUGAUUCUGUCCACAUAUUAAGACUUGCUAUUAUCAGUAUGCAUCUGUAAUCUAUGUACUUGUAUAUCGCACGUGUUUUUUUACGGUUGACUGGGCUUUUAUGA